Messenger RNA from Brenthis ino (lesser marbled fritillary), 813 nucleotides. Lineage: Eukaryota; Metazoa; Arthropoda; Insecta; Lepidoptera; Nymphalidae. The record is from the annotation of a GenBank genome assembly.
AUGACGGCUCGUUUUCCCACGUCUUCAAUAAAGUUAUCAUCGUCAUUUACAAUCUGUUCACCAACACAACAUGGGAGCAUUGCUGAUAUCGGUUUCACGCACACUAUAAAGUGCGGUACCUUGGGCAACAGCCAGAUGAAUGAUUUGUUCAGCAUGACCAAAUUGUUCUUACGUUGCCCCGCGAAGUUUCCUGACACUCCAAAUGCCAGACAAGCAAUUAGUCAAAGGUUUUCUGAUAAAUAUAGAAUACCAGGGGUUAUUGGUUGCAUUGAUUGCAGUCAUUUUAGAAUACAUGGGCCACCAAAAGAAGAAGAGCAUCAGUACUAUUGCCGUAAACACUAUCAUUCUUUAAAUGUUCAAAUGGUAUGUGAUGAUGAAUAUCGGAUCCUUAAUGUUAAUGCAAAAUUUGGAGGUGACCCAGGUUAUCCACAAAGGCCAUGGCUGAUGACUCCAAUUUUAGAUGCUGCUCCUAACACACCUCAAGCAAAUUACAAUCAAAAGCAUAUGACUGCUAGAGUUGUCAUCGAAAAUACCUUUGGAAGGCUAAAAAAUCGUUGGCGAUGCCUGAAUAAAGACAGGGUUCUACAUUAUAAACCUUUAAAAUGUUCAAGAAUCAUAUUGGCUUGUUGUGUUUUAAAUAACAUAGUCAUUAAAUAUGGUAUUGUAGACGAUGUGGAUAUCACAGCUUUAGAACAUGAUGACAUCCAAGACCAUGAUGAGAGGAUUAGCACAGAGAGAGAGAGAAAUUCUACCAAUGAUUUAAUUAGAGGGAGGGUAUUAAGGGAUCAAUUAGUAAGAAGAUUACAGCAGCAA